This is a messenger RNA of Mesorhabditis spiculigera, 549 nucleotides long. The record is from the annotation of a GenBank genome assembly. Lineage: Eukaryota; Metazoa; Nematoda; Chromadorea; Rhabditida; Rhabditidae.
AUGUGCGACUACGACAAGUACAAGGAGCAGCUCCGCCAUGUCGACAACCCCGUCGUCUUCAUGGAGCUGACGGCCGGCGGCGCACCGAUUGGCACGAUUGUUAUGGAGCUCUACGCAGACGUAUGCCCAAAGACGGUCGAGAAUUUCCGACAACUUUGCACUGGAGAGUACAGAAAAGACGGUGUCCCGCAGGGCUACAAGAAUUCCCAGUUCCAUCGUGUCAUCAAGGAUUUUAUGAUUCAAGGUGGCGAUUUUAUUAAUGGCGAUGGCACCGGAUUGAUAAGCAUUUACGGGGCUAAGUUCAAGGACGAGAACUUUGAUUUGACACACACGGGCGCCGGAAUUUUAUCGAUGGCGAAUUGCGGCCCAGACACGAACGGAUGCCAAUUCUUCAUUACUUGUGCAAAGACCGAUUUCCUCGACCAAAAGCACGUCGUAUUUGGCCGUGUGCUCGAAGGACUGCUCACCGUGCGUAAGAUCGAAAACGUGCCCACCGGAGCCAACAAUAAACCCAAAAUCCCGAUCGUCAUUACCCAGUGCGGCCAAUUG